AUGGCGACACUCAUCACUCUCGCAACAUGCUCCCUCAACCAAUGGGCGUUGGACUGGGAGGGCAAUCUUGGUCGAAUUAAAGCUAGCAUUCUGAAGGCCAAAGAGGCCGGCGCUACGUUGCGAACGGGUCCAGAGCUGGAAGUAAGUGGCUAUGGUUGUCUCGACCACUACCUUGAAUCUGAUAUCUACGAUCAUUCUAUGGACAUGCUAUUCAGUAUCCUGACCGACUCCUCGCUCCACGGCAUCCUUAUUGACGUGGGGUUACCGAUCAUGCACAGGGGCUGUCGAUACAACAGUCGUGCGAUCAUCCUUGAUGGGAAGCUCCUGUGCCUCCGUCCUAAGAUCUACCUUGCUAACGACGGGAAUUUUCGAGAAAACCGAUUUUUCACUCCAUGGAGCAGGCCAAGACAUGUUGAGAAAUACAGUCUUCCGCCUCGGAUCCAGCAACAUCAGGGAACACGUCAGGUCCCCAUAGGCGACGUUAUCCUGUCCCUCAAUGAUACGUCUCUUGCGGCGGAGACCUGUGAGGAACUCUUCACACCUCAAGCACCACAUAUCAACAUGGGCCUGAACGGCGUUGAGAUAUUCACGAACAGUUCCGGGUCGCAUCAUAGCUUGCGGAAGCUCAAUGAACGAAUAGCCUUGAUCCAGGAAGCCACCCGCAAAAAUGGCGGCAUCUACCUCUACGCAAAUCAAUCAGGUUGCGAUGGCGACCGUCUACUCUACGAUGGUUGCUCAAUGAUAAUGGUCAAUGGCGAAAUUGUCUCACAAGGCUCGCAGUUUAGCUUGGAUGAUGUUGAAGUGGUAACGGCAACGGUUGAUCUCGAGGAAGUGCGGGCUUACCGCUUCGCACCAUCUCGCGGUUUCCAAGCCGCGCAAGCGCCAACAUACGAGAGAAUCGAGGUCGACUUUACUCUGUCCCAUGAUAAUAUCGGUAUCCCUGAAAUGCCGACGCCUGCCAGGCCGCCACGGUAUCACCUCCCGGAGGAGGAAAUUGCUCUUGGUCCAGCGUGCUGGCUCUGGGAUUAUCUGCGACGAAGCAAGGCCGCAGGCUAUCUGGUACCUCUCUCGGGAGGCAUCGAUUCGUGCGCGACAGCCACCAUCGUGUAUAGUAUGUGCCGACUCGUGGUUCAGGCCAUCAAAAAUGGCAACAGAGAAGUAAUUGCAGACGUCCAAAGAAUCGCCGCUUUCUCCAAAAAGCUGCCCGAUACCCCAGAGGAGUUCUGUAACCAGAUCUUCCAUACGAUCUAUAUGGGCAUGGCAAAUCAAAGUAGCAAGGAGACCCGACAGCGCGCCAAGGAUCUGGCAAGUCGUAUUGGCAGCUAUCACACAGAUAUGAAUAUCGACGAUACCUUCCACGCCACCAAGAACUUGCUCACGCAGGGUACGGGAUUUGAGCCCCAGUUUAAGGUUCAUGGAGGAUCAAUUACGGAGAACUUGGCUUUGCAAAACAUCCAGGCCCGCAGCCGCAUGGUCAUCGCCUACUACUACGCACAGAUGCUGCCGACAGUUCGACAACGGCCAGGAGGAGGCAGUCUGCUUGUCCUUGGAUCUAGCAAUGUUGAUGAGUGCCUUCGAGGAUAUCUCACUAAGUACGACUGCAGCUCUGCUGACAUUAACCCCAUUGGAUCCAUCAGCAAAACGGACCUUAAGGGUUUCAUUGCUUGGGCCAGCAAGAGCUUUGACAUGCCCGUCCUGGAGGAAUUCAUUCAUGCUAUUCCUACGGCCGAACUUGAACCUAUCACUGAGAACUAUGUCCAAAGUGACGAAGCCGAUAUGGGUAUGACCUAUGCCGAACUAUCUCGCUUCGGAACGCUACGCAAGCAACAUAAGCUCGGGCCGUACAGUAUGUUCUUGAGACUGCUUAACGAGUGGGGCGGUAGCGACAAGCUAAGCCCGCGCGAGAUCGCCGACAAGGUGAAGCGAUUCCAUCACUAUCACUAUAUCAACCGGCACAAGCAGACAGUAGCCACGCCGGCCUACCAUGCGGAAAGCUAUAGUCCUGAUGACCACCGAUUCGAUUUACGUCCUUUUGUGUACCCACCGGCCUUCGAGAGCUGGUCCUUCAAGAAGAUUGAUGAGAGGGUGGCGUCUUUGGAGAAGGCUCUAGGGCGGAAGUAG
This is a messenger RNA of Aspergillus tanneri, 2121 nucleotides long. It is a transcript of the gene QNS1, whose product is annotated as glutamine-dependent NAD(+) synthetase. Lineage: Eukaryota; Fungi; Ascomycota; Eurotiomycetes; Eurotiales; Aspergillaceae. Gene Ontology annotation, molecular function: glutaminase activity; ATP binding; NAD+ synthase (glutamine-hydrolyzing) activity. The record is from RefSeq and is a predicted model, not a curated record. The transcript is spliced from 13 exons. Gene Ontology annotation, cellular component: cytoplasm. Bases 1 to 2121 code for a protein of 706 amino acids. Gene Ontology annotation, biological process: NAD+ biosynthetic process.